Gossypium arboreum is the source of this 1436-nucleotide messenger RNA. RefSeq lists its product as uncharacterized. Bases 347 to 1150 code for a protein of 267 amino acids. Lineage: Eukaryota; Viridiplantae; Streptophyta; Magnoliopsida; Malvales; Malvaceae. Gene Ontology annotation, biological process: lipid homeostasis. Gene Ontology annotation, cellular component: endoplasmic reticulum; membrane. The transcript has 9 exons. The record is from RefSeq and is a predicted model, not a curated record.
UAUAUAUCUAGCUAUCCAAUCAAUUAAAAGAAAAGGCGAAAUAUGACACACAGGAUGGCAAGCACUGAUUAAGAAAUUUUUUUAUCGAGUAUUCAUUCCUACGCCUAUAUAUUUCUUCAAAUUAAUUUUUCUGAAAAAAGAAGAAAAAAUAAGCAGAGAAUCCAGCAGCAGUUUCCGUCGCUUUCUGUUUGCCCAAAAAACUAAAUCCCGGAUUUCUUCCGUAAUUCCCGCUGUUUAAUUUUUCUCCGAUUCCGAACGAGCAGAGUACAGGAGACAACAGAAUUUCUUUUUCUUGGACUGAUUGGUUAUCGAAUAUGCUCUGUUAGCAUUUUCUAAAACAGAAAUUAUGGGGAUAAAAUCUUACCAGAAUCCAGCUGAGCUGCUGGUAAAGGAAUAUUUACUAGCGGAUUCCUUCAUCCCAUACACAUCAAUCAUUUGUGGCAUUUGUGCCUGCAAGAUGGUAUAUGAUCUUACUCAGUUGUUUAGCAGUGUUUACUUUAAGAGCUAUCCUAGCCUACCAAAAAUUCAACGCACUGAGUGGAGCAACCGAUCCAUAUCAACCUUUCAUGCCAUGUUCAUAACUGCCAUGUCCUUAUACUUCGUGUUUUGGUCAAACCUCUAUUCUGACAACCAAUAUGCUGGCAUGGUUACUUUCCGCAGUUCUGCACUGUCUACAUUCAGUUUGGGGGCAUCUGUUGGUUACUUUCUGGCUGACCUUGGGAUGAUUAUUUGGUUUUACCCUUCUCUAGGUGGAAUGGAGUAUGUCCUUCAUCAUCUUCUGUCAUUAGCAGCUGUAGCAUAUUCUAUGUUGACUGGGGAGGGGCAGCUUUACACCUUCAUGGUACUAAUCUCUGAGACUACAACGCCUGGGAUCAAUUUGAGAUGGUAUCUUGACACAGUUGGAAUGAAGAGAUCCAAAGCUUACUUGGUCAAUGGAGUUGUAAUAUUUGUCGCAUGGUUGGUUGCUAGAGUACUCCUGUUUAUGUAUCUAUUUUAUCACAUCUACUUGCACUAUGAUCAGGUAAAGCAGAUGCACAGCUAUGGGCUGUUGUUAAUAUUCGUUGUGCCGUCAGUCCUAUCAGUUAUGAACUUAUUUUGGUUCGGAAAGAUUAUAAGGGGAUUAAGGAAGACAUUAGCAAAGCGGCAGUGAAGAAAAGGGUAUAGCAAAACAGAAACUGAUGAUGAAUUGGGACAUGGAUCGACCGAUUGACCGGCAAAGAAAAUCAUUGUAUUCUAUUAGGCCUAAUGUCCUUAGCAUUUGAUCUCACCCUCUUGAUUGUUAAAUACGUAAAUGGGUAUAGGUGAAAACUAGAGUUUUGAUUCAACGUCACAAAUCUGAAGGAACGAUGAAAACUAAAUACCUGGUGUAUGAUGGGAAAUCUGUGUACAUGGUGAAGUGAAUUGAAUUAAUAGAAGAUAAAUUCUGGUUAAAUAAA